This is a messenger RNA of Puntigrus tetrazona (Sumatra barb), 2196 nucleotides long. RefSeq names its product bone morphogenetic protein 4-like. Gene Ontology annotation, molecular function: growth factor activity; cytokine activity. Gene Ontology annotation, cellular component: extracellular region. The transcript is spliced from 2 exons. NCBI's taxonomy places the organism in Eukaryota, Metazoa, Chordata, Actinopteri, Cypriniformes, Cyprinidae. The record is from RefSeq and is a predicted model, not a curated record. Gene Ontology annotation, biological process: SMAD protein signal transduction. Bases 53 to 1123 code for a protein of 356 amino acids.
UCAUUCAUUCCACUGACCAACACAAAGACAGCACAAACAAAACGAACUUGCCAUGCCGAACUCAGUAGCACAGUGCUUUCUCCUUUCUGUUGGGGUUGUUAUUUUUAGCUCUUGUCUGCGAGAGUCUACGGCUCAACGGGAGCGUGAGGAAACGUUCAAGGGCCUGCAGCUUGAGGCUCUGAAGAGCAUUAUCCUGGAGUACCUCGGGAUGGAUGCGCCUCCCGGGCCUGGCGGAAGAGCUUCUCAUCAGGACCUGGUCAGGAUGUACCGUCAGUAUCGGAGAAUGGGAUACUUGCUUAAGGGCAAUUCCAGUGAGGAACAGGAGCCUCAGCCUGCAAGAAGAGCCUCUACUGUGCUUUUCCCCACAGCAGUUCAGCUCCUGAAUUCUUCCGUGGAUUCCCGGCAGCAGUGGUUCCGAGCUGCUUUCUACAAAAGCUCACGCAUUAAAACUGGAGUAAACCUUAAACACGCGAAGCUGCAAAUUAAGAGACCACACGCGGACAAAAUCGCACCGGGCCAGCCGUGGCUCUCAAAAGACGUCGUGGUUAGAAUGCGUAAGCCUCCCGGUUUCCAUACAGACGCUUUAAUUCACUCGGGGGACUUGAGCUCUCGGGAUGUAACGCUGGAUUUGACAGUUGCGGUCAGGAAGUGGCUUAAGGACGCCAGUGCUGAGCUUUUAGUUGUUGAAAUUUGCCUCCUUAAAAAACAAGAAGUGAGCACACAAUCCACGCCUCAGCUUGUUUUACAACUCGAUCAAGCGGUGAGGAGAAGAAACAAGAGAGCCCCGUCUACCAGAGAGGAAAGCGUCGAGGAUGAAGGUCACUGCAGGCGAAAGUCAUUAAAUGUUUCCUUCAAAGACAUCGGCUGGUCGGACUGGGUUAUUGCUCCCUCGGGUUACACUAUGCACUACUGCGAUGGCUCCUGCCCGCAUAAUUAUAAACCUGCCAGUAUGCAUACGCAGGUGAAGUCUCGUCUGCAUCUCUUGUCCAAGGGAAUGACGCCCGGGCCUUGCUGCGUACCAGCUGCGUAUGAGCCAAUGGUUCUCAUGCACUACGACAGCCGUGGAAAGCUGAAGCUCACGCCUUUCAACGAUUUGAUAGUUAGUAAAUGCCACUGUGCGUGAAAGGCACGGGCUCUGGCUCUCCGCUGCGCGUUAUGCUCUCCAAAGAGAAGAUGAGAAGGAGGCAGAAUAUCUGGCUGAUAAAACGCGAAUGUUCUCACGCUCGUCUGGUUGCAUUCCUUCGGUUUAUAAAAUAGUUUGGCUACUUAAAGAAACCGGAUGCCUGCUUUUUUGCGUAACACUGAAACGUUAAAUGUGUACUGUAUUUCCAUGUGAUUGACUUACUGGACUAUCAAGUUAUUUAUUGUAAUUUAUUUGAGAUGUUUUUGUACUCGUUUGUCGCCGUGUCGCGAAUGAAUCAAGAAACCUUUUGUAUUUUUGAAAGAAUGUUAAUAAAGUAUAUUGCUUUUAUAUUCGAUUAAUGGCUGAAUCGCAUUUCAACCCAACGUCUUUGAGUUUAAGACGAAAAUCCUCACACACGGUAUUUUAUGAGGUUAAGCUGUUGUAAGAACUCCGGAUGUUGUUAAAAAGCUUUAAAAUCCAUGUUUAAAUGCUAUGGAAAUAUGGAAAACAGGCCUUUAGAAUGAAUCAUCUGCGUAUGACUCAUAUAACAAUGAGCUAUAAAAUGAACUCACACUUACGUUUUACAUAUACGUAAGUGAAAACUUAUAAAUUACGGUCUUUUACCAUAAUAUUUUCCAAUAACCGCUUAGUCCUAGAUAAUAUUUCAAGGCGAGGUCAUGCCAUAAAUGACAUAAAAGCUAUUUAUCCGUGUUAAUCAAUAUCCAUAUUUAUCCUGUCUAUAAAGAUAGGCCAGAUCUAACAACUGUAGCCUUGAAAACACACAUAGGUGUCACUGGCCUUGACCAGAGAGUGAAUGUCCUCUGAAGCAACCACAGCAGAGACAGGAGUUCAUUUGUGGCUCGGUAUUUAUAUAAUACUGUCACCGGCAUCACUGUAGUCCAUACAUACUUGUUGUCUAGUGACCCUGCAGGAUUUUGCUGACUGUUAAUAUUUUUCACAUGCUUUAUACAAUGUACUGUUUUGACAUAAUGUAAUAAUUCAAUUGGUAACGAUAAGAGUAAUAACUGCUAUCAUCACUCAAAGAAGCAUAAAGCAAUAAACCAUUUUUUGUA